ACAACAACAACAACAACAACAACAACAGCAACAGCAAAUAAAUAACUUCAUAAUCGGCACAACAAGCGAUUACAACAAAAUGGUGGUUCUGGAAACCGCUAGCGCUUUACUGGGCGGCCCCUACGCCCAGGGCGCCCCUGCCCUGAAAAUGGUGCAAAAACGGUAUAUUGGAUUACACCAGUGGCUGGGACCCAUACGCAAAGAGCUAAAGGAGCAUAUUGUAGGUGACAAUGUAAGUGACGACGUGCUUUCGCUUGCUUUGAGUCAGAAUCAACAACUCUUUCGUUCACAGAAUCAGGGCUUUGUGGCUGCGGUCGCUGCCACGUCGGCGGCAAGUGCAGCGGCCGCGGCCGGUGCCGCACCACCAGGUGCACCCAAUGGCACAAUGCAGGCGUCGCAACAGCAGCAACAGCAGCAGCAGCAGCAACAGAUGCAAAUGGCGGCCGUGUCGCAACAGUUUUUGGCCGCACAACAGGCACAACAGAAUGCAGCAUAUGCGGCACAGCAGGCAGCGCCGUAUGUCAUGAAUCCCGGACAAGAGGCGGCGCCGUAUCUGAACAUGAUUGCUGCCACUCAAAUGCCGCAGUAUUACGGCGUUGCGCCCUGGGGCGUCUACCCGGGCAAUCUGAUACCCCAGCAGGGCACACAGCCCCGACGCCCACUGACGCCCUCGCAGCAGGGCGCCGAGAAUCAGCCGUAUCAGGUCAUACCGGCCUUCUUCGAUCAGAGUGGCUCGCUCGUGAUGGGACCACGCACCGGCACGCCCAUGCGUCUGGUUAGCCCCGCCCCCGUGUUGGCGGUGCCACCGGGCGCAGCACGCGCCGGUCCGCCGCCGCCACAGGGUCCACAACUGUAUCCACCACAGCCGCAGACGGCCCAACAGAAUCUCUACUCACAGCAGAACGGUUCCAGCGUUGGAGGCCUGGCAUUAAACACAAACUCAUUGACCGGUCGUCGCGACUCCUUCGAUCGCACCACAUCCGCCUUCAGUCCCUCGGCCAUGGACUAUACUACAAGCAGCGUUGCUGCCAAUGCGGUCAACAAUAGUGUGGCCCAGGCGGCUGCUGUGGCAGCUGCUGCGGCACGCGCCAAAUGGCCCGGGGCCAUGUCGAAUGCCAGCGCUUAUGGAGCGCUCGGAUCCGCUGGCGUGAAUGCGUCGGCCAGUCCGUUGGGCGCACCACUGACACCGCCGCCGACGGCUCAGUCGUGCCUGAUGGGCGGCAAUCGGGCGCCCGGUGCCGAGUCCCGUCAGCGUCAGCAGCUGGCUGUGGGCCUGCCGGCAACAGCAGCAGCCGCACAGGCGGCCGUUGCCGCGGCGGCCAACAAUAUGUUUGGCUCGAACAGUUCGCUCUUCUCGAGCCAUCUGGCCAUGCCGGGCACCACACCAGCAGCAGUUGCCGCUGCGGUCGCGAAUUCGCGACAAGUGGCAGCUGCUGCCGCUGUGGCGGCUGCUGCUGCUGGUGCGGCCGGAGCACCGCAGCCGGGCAGAUCGCGACUGCUGGAGGACUUUAGGAAUCAACGUUUUCCGAACUUGCAGCUGCGCGAUCUGACCAAUCACAUUGUGGAGUUCUCGCAGGAUCAGCACGGUUCGCGGUUCAUUCAACAGAAACUGGAACGGGCCACAGCCGCUGAGAAGCAGAUGGUCUUCAAUGAGAUUCUGGGCGCCGCCUACAGCCUGAUGACGGAUGUCUUUGGCAACUAUGUCAUUCAGAAGUUCUUCGAGUUCGGAACUCCGGAGCAGAAGAACAAUCUGGGCAUGCAGGUCAAGGGUCAUGUGCUGCAGCUGGCGCUCCAGAUGUACGGCUGUCGCGUGAUCCAGAAAGCACUCGAGAGCAUCUCUCCCGAUCAGCAGCAAGAGAUCGUUCACGAGCUGGACGGACAUGUCCUGAAAUGUGUUAAGGACCAAAAUGGCAAUCAUGUCGUGCAAAAGUGCAUUGAAUGCGUCGAUCCCGUUGCCCUGCAAUUUGUCAUCAAUGCAUUCAAGGGUCAGGUAUACUCAUUGAGCACACAUCCCUACGGUUGUCGGGUUAUCCAACGUAUUCUCGAGCAUUGCACAGCCGAGCAGACGACACCCAUUCUGGAUGAACUGCACGAGCACACCGAGAACUUGAUCCAGGAUCAAUAUGGCAACUAUGUCAUACAACAUGUUCUAGAGCAUGGCAAACAGGAGGACAAAUCCAUACUGAUCAACAGCGUGCGGGGCAAGGUGCUGGUGCUAUCGCAGCACAAGUUCGCCUCGAAUGUGGUUGAGAAGUGUGUGACACAUGCCACACGGGGCGAGCGCACUGGCCUCAUCGAUGAGGUCUGCACAUUCAAUGACAAUGCCUUGCACGUGAUGAUGAAAGAUCAGUAUGCCAACUACGUGGUACAGAAGAUGAUUGACGUUUCGGAACCUACGCAGCUGAAGAAGCUGAUGACCAAGAUACGACCCCACAUGGCCGCCUUGCGCAAAUACACCUACGGCAAGCAUAUCAAUGCCAAGCUGGAGAAAUACUACAUGAAGAUAACCAAUCCCAUUACUGCCGCCACGGCCAGCGUUGGUGGAGCAUCCAGCAGUGCCAGCACAGCAACAACAACGCCGGCUACCGCCAGCAGUGCUGUCUCCGGUGCCGGUGCCGGUGCCGGUGGAACAUCCCCCUCAACGUCCUCGGUAGUGGCCAGCGCCAGUGGUGCGACCACAACCACCAACAGCAUUGCAUCGCCCACCCUCUGUGCCGUGCAGGAGAAUGGCAAUGGCCUGAUGGCCGAACCAACAUCGCCGGCCACCUCGGAGUCAUCUGUCUCGGCGGUCAGCGGCCUGGGCCCCAUCGGACCACCCACAACAACAGCCAAUGGAGUGCUGUAAAUUUGAAAAAAUGCAACACGUUAUCGAAUUCUAGUUUUUAGUGUCGGGAUGAAGAAGAAGGAGGAGGACGAGGAGUAGGAGGAGAGCAUAAGAAAAAGCAAAGCGAAUGCAUACUAUAAAUACUAUACAAAAUAUACAUAUACAUAUAUAUAUAUAUAUAAUACGGAUAACAAAUGUAAUGUAAUUUAUUUAUAAACACGCAGAAGGACAAAACUGCAGACAAAAACACCACACACACAGAAUACAAAGAUUAAAACUCAUCCUCAAAUCUCGAGAUUGAGAGUUUGGCUCCAAAUUUGUGAGCAAUCGAAAACUUGUAUAUUCAAUUGUAAUAAACUAUGAAUGUUAAACGCUUUUGUAAAGUGCGUAAUACUAAUACACACACACAAACAAACAAACAAACAAACGGAAAAACACACAGAUGAGUUUCAAAUAAACUCGUUGAAUGCGAAAAAUUACGAAAAAUUACGCAUAUUUUUGCGUGUUCAAUUUUUUUUUGUUUGUUUUCGUUGCUGAAAAUUGUCAAAUCGAUGUGUGAAAAACAAAAGCGACAUGGCUCAAAAAGCUGUCGAAAUAAACAAAAUAAAAUCAAAUAAUCGAGCAGAAAUUGAUAAAAUGUCUACGUACAUUUUUGUUGUUGUAAUAACUUUGUAUAAAAAAAAAGAUAUGAGCGAAAAACUCAAGAAAUACCAAUUUGUAAAUGUUUAAGUACGUGAAUCGACUGUAUAUUUGAUUAUUAAACAAGAGCGCGUGACGUUCAGUUGCGAAACAAACAGUAGACAGAGGAUCGAGAGAAAGAGCGAAGGAUAAUGAAAUAAUGAAGAAGAUGAAGAUCAUGAUUAUUAGCAUAGAAUUUAACUGCAACCAUUUCAAAUAUAUAAAUAUAUAAAAUAUAAAUACAAUAAAUAUAAUGAACAACUUAAUUGUAGAAUGUAGGCUAAAGAGCAAAUUUAAUAUGUGUAAAGAACUUCAUUAUAUAGAGCCAGCAGCCGAGAGCACUCGAAAACACACACACACACACAAAUACACAAAACACACACCAACACACACAAAACACACACACAAUCAAGAACUCUUUAGCGUUGCGUUUUGCAACAAUUUCACGUCGCUUUUGCGCUAUGUAAAAUUUUGUACAAAAAGAAAAAAAAAACAACAAAAAAAAAACAAAAAACAAACAAACAACCAACUCAAAAGAAAACCACGAAACUAAAACCAUGUAAAACAACGUAAUAAUUAUUUAUUUUGUUUGUCAAUUUGUUCACUUGUAAAUUUAAA
This is a messenger RNA of Drosophila grimshawi, 4120 nucleotides long. It is a transcript of the gene pum, whose product is annotated as maternal protein pumilio. The record is from RefSeq and is a predicted model, not a curated record. Lineage: Eukaryota; Metazoa; Arthropoda; Insecta; Diptera; Drosophilidae. Gene Ontology annotation, biological process: post-transcriptional regulation of gene expression. Bases 80 to 2845 code for a protein of 921 amino acids. Gene Ontology annotation, molecular function: mRNA 3'-UTR binding. Gene Ontology annotation, cellular component: nucleus; cytoplasm. The transcript is spliced from 8 exons.